This is a messenger RNA of Ananas comosus (pineapple), 456 nucleotides long. RefSeq lists its product as uncharacterized. NCBI's taxonomy places the organism in Eukaryota, Viridiplantae, Streptophyta, Magnoliopsida, Poales, Bromeliaceae. The coding region runs from base 133 to 456 and encodes 107 amino acids. Gene Ontology annotation, molecular function: structural constituent of ribosome. The record is from RefSeq and is a predicted model, not a curated record. Gene Ontology annotation, cellular component: ribosome. Gene Ontology annotation, biological process: translation. The transcript has a single exon.
CCGCAAUUGCAUCCGAUCCAUUUCCAUCUCUGAAGUGUGAACCCUGAAACAGCAGGCAAGCUCGUCGGGCCGCCGUCCCCAGCUCUCCUCGCCAGCCGCUCCCCCCUUUGCGUGCUAUCGGCGGCCGGCGGCAUGAACGGGAUGGCGCGGGGGCUGUCGUGGCUGGUCCGGCGGCGGGCGGAAGCCGUGCAGCUGCAGCAGCAGCAGGCGCGGGGGAUUCGGGUGCAGGUGCGGAACGACAACCUGGAGCAGGCGCUGACGGUGAUGGAGCGGAAGAUGCGGGCCAGCGGCAUGGAGCGCCUCAUCCGCCGCCAGGUCGACCACCACCUCAAGAACUCCGAGAAGCGCGUCCUCGCCCGCAAGAACCUCAUGCUCCGCGUCCGAUCCCAGGACCUCGCCCGCAAGCUCCGCACCAUCCUCCUCAAGAAGAUCAGGUCCCCACUCCCCUACAGAUAA